AAUUUUCCUGGGCCUAGUGGAUCAUCGUCGUUCUCAUGAAGAAAAAAGGUCAGGAAAGCCCCUAAAACCCCUCCCUGCUCAGUUCUGCUUCUCCGAUCUGCUAAGCCCUCGAACCAGGUUUAAAAAUUUGCUUAAAACGAGGGGAAAAUGCCGCUGGGCCUGAUAUUAGGGAUAGGAAGGGCGUUUCGAAGGAAGCGUACCUCAUCGCUCGACAUUCUCUCGUCGAAACGGGCCCCAAGAGAUUACUACAAGGGAAAGAAUUGCAAGUCUACGGGUUUCCACACUCGCAAAGGUGGAUAUGUUCUGAUGCAGGAGAAGUUACCCAACUAUGUGGUUCCUGAUUUGACUGACUUCAAGCUUAAACCUUAUGUAUCCCAGUGCCUGAGAGAAGUCAAAACCACAGAGGCUUCUGAAUUAGCUAAAUAAUCAGAUUGAGUGAGAAGAAUUGUUUGAUUUUUUCUUUCUCAUCUAACUGCAGACUGCAGUUAUGUUGAACAAGUUGGAACAUGUUCUUAUGGUAUCAUAUGACUAGCUGGGGUCCUUGGCAGUUCUCUAUUCUUGUGCUAGUUACUAAACUAUUAACAAUUACCUGUAAUAUUGAGAUAUGGUUGAUUAAGAUAAAUGUAUGAAAUUUCAAUUGGAGAGCAUCAUUUAGAUGAACAUA
This is a messenger RNA of Theobroma umbraticum, 664 nucleotides long. RefSeq names its product Mitochondrial ribosomal protein L27. Lineage: Eukaryota; Viridiplantae; Streptophyta; Magnoliopsida; Malvales; Malvaceae. The record is from RefSeq and is a predicted model, not a curated record. Gene Ontology annotation, molecular function: structural constituent of ribosome. Gene Ontology annotation, cellular component: mitochondrial large ribosomal subunit. Gene Ontology annotation, biological process: translation.